UCUGAGCAGAAGCCUCUCUCCUCCUUGAAUGGACUCCAUCUCUCUGAGCCAAACACUCUUUUGCUGCUGCUGUGGGGGGACACAGUGAAGAUCACAGCUGAUCGCCGUGUUUCAUUUGUUUUUGUUUUUUCUCCUUAUGCUGCUGCUGCUGCCAAGAAAAGUUGACUGCUGCAACUUUGCUCUGUCGCCAUGAGCUUUUGUCGGGCUUAAGGAGUUUCCAGAUCAGCCGUGUGGUGUCGUAAACAGCUGAUGGGCAAGAGCCGAAGCAGAGAAGACUUGAAAGAGAAGAAGCUGUGAGAGAAGGACUCCAUAGAGUAUCAGAUAUUUAGAGGGUGGUGGUUGAUUUGGGUUUGGGUCAGUCUGACACACAGACAGGGAGGCAGACAGGUUGACAGAUCAAAUUUAAAAAUAGCCUACCUUUGUCCUAGUGUAUUCCCCUGGACCACAAUGGGUUCAGAUGUACGUGACCUGAACUCCCUGCUGCCCCCGCUCCCGGCGGGCCCCAGCCCUGGAUGCCCGGCACUGCCCGUCAGCACAGCCCCUCAGUGGGCUCCCGUCCUGGACUUCCACACUGCCGCCUCCCCAUACUCCUCCCUGACAGCCCCCCACACCUCCCUGGGGCCCCACUCCUUCAUCAAGCAGGAGCCCAGUUGGGGGGCCACCGGCGACCCCCACCACCAUGACACAGACCCUCACUGCGGCCUCAGCGCCUUCACCGUCCACUUCUCUGGGCAGUUUACGGGGACCGGGGCCUGUAGGUACGGGGCAUUCGGGGCACCCCCACCUCCGCCAGCACCUCCGAGUCAACCGCCGUCUGUGACCGCCCCACACCACCACCAGCCCACCAGCAGGAUGUUCAGCAACCCAACGUACUUGACCAACUGCAUGGACACACAGCAGGCAGCCCGUAACCAGACAGGCUACAGCACGGUUGCAUUCGACGGAGCCAGUAAUUACGGUCACACUCCCACACACCACAGCUCCCAGUUCUCCAACCAUUCCUUCAAACAUGAAGACGCUUUAACUCAGCAAAGCACCAUGGCCGAGCAGCAGUAUCCUGUACCUCCUCCUGUCUAUGGAUGCCACACACCUUCAGACACCUGUACGGGCAGCCAGGCGCUGCUGCUGAGGAACCCUUACAACAGCGGAGAAAAUGUUUAUCAAAUGACCUCUCAGUUGGAGUGUGUGGCGUGGAACCCUGUCAGUACACUGGCAUCCACCAUAAAGAGCCAUACAGCAGGCUACGACAGCGACCCCAGCACCCCCAUGUUGUACAGCUGCAGCACACAGUACCGCAUACACACACAUGGAGUCUUCAGGGGAAUACAGGAUGUGCGGCGGGUGCCCAGCAUUGCUCCAGCCAUAGUGCGGUCAGAGAGCAGUGAGAAGCGUCCGUUCAUGUGCGCCUACCCAGGAUGCAACAAACGUUACUUCAAGCUGUCUCAUCUGCAGAUGCACAGUCGCAAACACACAGGGGAGAAACCCUACCAGUGUGAGUUCGCAGACUGUGGCCGCAGGUUUUCUCGCUCUGACCAGCUGAAAAGACACCAGAGGAGACACACAGGAGUUAAACCCUUCGAAUGCGAGACGUGUCAGAGAAAGUUCUCUCGGUCUGACCACCUUAAGACACACACCCGGACUCAUACAGGUAAAACAAGCGAGAAGCCAUUCAACUGCCGGUGGCCCAACUGUCAGAAGAAGUUCGCCCGGAGCGAUGAGUUGGUGCGACACCACAACAUGCACCAAAGGAACCUCACCAAGCUCCAGCUGGCCAUCUGAGUCUUCUCUCAGCCUGUAUCAUGGUUUAACAUGUAAACAUCUGGCUUACAUCUGCUUAUAUAUUCUGUCUCCGGUUAAUCCAGACCUGGUGACCCUCUUUGCAGCCAAGAAACUAGCCUAUGUGGGAACCAGGAGAGUCCUAAUGGGUUCCUUAAAAUGUUAAUAGUAGUUGUACAUCUGUUUGACUUUAAGAAGUAGACACCACAGUCUACCCUCCGAGCCAGAAGAGUCUUGACGCAUUCAGAAUUGUGUUUUUAUUCCUUAAGUUGUCAGGUUUAAAGGAUAAGACUGGUGAUAUUCUAAAUUUAUUCUAUUGCCAACAAAGCCCAUUAAAAGACCAAAACCAAGAAUAUGUUACGGCGUUUUCAAACCAACAUUAAAACUGCACGAAAACCACAGCCUCCUCAAUCAGCUGAAUGGGACUACUCUGUUGACACGUCAGAGGUUUGUCUGGCAAAAAAAUUUGAACUCAGUGCAACUUCAGUUGGUGAGAUGCUGUUUUGGCCAAUCAUGUACUUGCAAGCACGCUGCAUUUCCACUAUUUACCGGCAGGUAAUGUAAAAUAAGUUGUAAAAUCCUUCUUUGUAUCAGUAUAAGCUGCUGUGCAGUGUUUUAGUGUCUGAUAAACACCAACAAUCACAUCACCUGUUGCUCACUAGCAAGUCAUCACUGCUCUUCCAGCUACGUUUAUUAGCCCCAGACACCAGUGUUUAAGAUCAAAACAUGAUCUUCUCUUAACCAUAAACAAGUGGGGUUUUUUUGUGCCUAAACAGAACCAAAACUUAACUACAACAUUUUUCCAGAUUAUGUGAAUUGAUUUCUCAAAUUGAAAAAUUGAAAUAAAUUAUAUUAAAAGGAUAUAAAACAUUAAAGCCCAAGAGCUUAUUUCCAUUGUGAUCCUUAGGAACGUAAACGGCCAUUUAAUAAGGUCAUUGUGACAUUCUGACCAUACAAGUUGGUGCAGCAGGAGCCUUCUAACUUACAAGGCUGAUAACCACUGCUAACACCUAGUUACUGGAGUAGCGACAGAUCAGUGACUGACUUUCUGAAUGGUAUUUAUGAAGCCUGUAUCUGCAAAAGCAAAAAUAAAACCAAAAAAAUUAAUUAAAAUAAAAUAACAUUCAAAAUGCAUGGCAUAUUCAGCUGCGUAUAUGCUGCAGUAUGACUUAAAUUAAAUUAUAAUGCUCAUGUUCAUUGGAAGGAAAGAUCAUGUCACCCAGUGCAACAGCGUUUCACAGGUCUAUGGCAUUGAUCCCAUCACAAUACUUGCUAGUAAGAUCAAUUCAUUGUUGGUUUUGGUCUUAUAAUUAAAAUACAGAAUAUCACCAGACUUAUCCUUAAAAGAAACCUCUCCUUAUUUUCAAUGAUCAUUUCAUGCAGUCAGUCAGUAAAAUGGAAAGUAGCAUUUAAUUUGAGUUUCUGUUUACCAGUACAUUUUCCACAGGCAAGAAAUGCUGUGUAAUUUAGAUGUAAAUAUGAAAAUGUUCACACUACAGUACAUUUACUUUACAGAAGGUUCCCACUGCUCAGCGUGAAUGCUGGUGUCUUUAACGAGCGUCGAGACACCCUGGUCAAAAAAUGUUUCCAUAACAAUAAUGUAGUGUUUCAAUCAUCCCCAGUAACUGACUAUUUUCUUGCCACCCUGUGUACAGUGAGGUCGAAGGUUGCGGUCAGCUACAUAUAUGCCCUGACAACUUAAAGCCUUUUCAGCUGUAAAUAUCUUUUAUGUUGAACUUCUUUGGGAGGUUUAUUUAUUAUCUCUUUGUGGUCAAACAUUGCUUUCACUGGAAUGCUUUAGAAGGAGUGAGGUGUCAUUUUGCUGUGCUCAUGCACAUGCUGUCCUCUUUGCCGUCUCUUAUAGUUUUCACAGUAAAAUAAUGCUGGGUUUGAUUUAAAGGAUCAAGUGAAGUGAUUAAUUUGCAUCUAACACCCUCUGAAGUGUUUGCAAUGUAAGCUUUAGGUGUUUUGUCUGGUUAGCAUAAUAUAUACAUUGCAAACACAUAUGCCUUUAUGGUUGUAUUUUAAAAGCUGAACUUUUUGUUUUUGAGUAAUGUGAGGGUUGGAUUUUUUUGUAAGUGCUCAGCGCUCUUAGAGCUAAAUUGUCUGAGUCUUUUGUCUUUGCGGUGUGUAAAUAUUGCUGGACUCUGGCAGUGUUUUAGACACUGCGAGCUCUAAAAUAUGUCUUUUGGGUCACACUGGCUCUGUGGCCGGGACAUUAUGGUCAAGAUGUAAAUAAUACUUCUUCACCAUGGGAACUGAACUCUUUCCAUGGGGGAAAAUAUGUAACUUAACUGAUAUAUUUUAGACUUGUCUUUGGAUGGAUCCAGGAAGUGUUUAUACUUUAAUUUUUCUUUCUUUCAUGUGUAUUAAUAUUUGUGUCAUAAAACAGCAAAUGUCAUUGAAACAUUUUGUACUGAGAUAAUUGAAAAUGAUGGUUUCUCUCUGUUUAAAUGUAUUGUGACUGUUUUGAUACAGUACCAGUUUG
Molecule: messenger RNA, 4264 nt
Organism: Epinephelus lanceolatus (giant grouper)
Lineage: Eukaryota; Metazoa; Chordata; Actinopteri; Perciformes; Serranidae
Gene: wt1a
Product: WT1 transcription factor a
Biological process (GO): regulation of transcription by RNA polymerase II
Cellular component (GO): nucleus
Molecular function (GO): DNA-binding transcription factor activity, RNA polymerase II-specific; RNA polymerase II cis-regulatory region sequence-specific DNA binding
Source: RefSeq, a predicted model, not a curated record